Molecule: messenger RNA, 850 nt
Organism: Papaver somniferum (opium poppy)
Lineage: Eukaryota; Viridiplantae; Streptophyta; Magnoliopsida; Ranunculales; Papaveraceae
Product: zinc finger HIT domain-containing protein 3-like
Exons: 7
Coding region: 175-609 (144 amino acids)
Biological process (GO): snoRNA localization; box C/D snoRNP assembly; maturation of LSU-rRNA from tricistronic rRNA transcript (SSU-rRNA, 5.8S rRNA, LSU-rRNA)
Cellular component (GO): pre-snoRNP complex; nucleus
Source: RefSeq, a predicted model, not a curated record
CAACUCAUCUCUCGUUGUAGUUCCCUCUUUCCCUGAGAUAACCUAAAAGCACAGAAAGCACAACUGUGCAAAGGAGCGGAGCUCGAAAGACGGAGGACGGCGGGGAUAUAUAGAUAGAGAGAGACUGAGAUUGUUUAUUCGAUUUAGACGAGGAGAAUUUGGAAGUUUUUAAAAAUGGCCGGUGGUACUCGAAAUUGUGAAGUCUGCAAAGAUGCAAUAUCCAAAUACAAGUGCCCCUCAUGUUUUGCUCCGUAUUGCUCUUUAACCUGUUACAAGAAACACAAAGAAACUCCAUGUUCAAAACAAGUAACUUCCAAUGCAGAAACUCCAUCUUCAAAUCAAGUAACUCCCGAUCAAAAACCAUAUCCGACAUUGCUUUCGAAAAGAUCUUUAGAAGUAGAGGAGCCAGAUUUGGUACUCCCCGAAACAAAGCUGCAGUCCAUAGUUUUGUGUAAUGAAAUUCGAGAUGCAUUGAAAGAUGAAAAACUUCGUCAGCUCAUAUACAAUAUUGAUUCCGCCACAAAUUCAGAGAAUGAACUUGAAAAUGCCAUGAAAAUGGAGGACUUUCACUUACUAAGUGAGAAGAUUUUAUCUGUUAUUGAGCGGUGAGGACAAGUCGGAUGGAACUCAGAGAUGGUAGCUAAUGAUCUUUAAAGCAACUGUCACAAUGAUGGUUAAGCACGUGAUCGAGGGGGAACCCAAGGAGAACAAGCUUUUAAAAGUGUAACUGGCGCCUAUAUCAUCCUUUAAAAUAUUUUGUAAAAUAUUUGGUUGUACCUAUAUUUGCUAUUUGAUCUGUUACUCUUGGCCAAAAAGAAACAAAAACAGAAAGGCAGCCCAGUAGGAAUCC